Molecule: messenger RNA, 461 nt
Organism: Drosophila navojoa
Lineage: Eukaryota; Metazoa; Arthropoda; Insecta; Diptera; Drosophilidae
Biological process (GO): negative regulation of cell population proliferation; regulation of transcription by RNA polymerase II; negative regulation of cell cycle
Cellular component (GO): nucleus
Source: RefSeq, a predicted model, not a curated record
UUCAAUUUCCAUUCGUACUUUACUGUGACAACGUCGUAGCUAAAAACCAGUGGAAGUAACGCAUAAACCAAAAUAAAAACUUUCAUCCAAAAAGAAAAAUCUGGAGAGAGAAACAACAACUGAAAGGCCAUACCUAUAAUUAUAAACAAGAUCUCAAUAAAUUACAUACGUACAUAUAUAAGAAGAAGCAAGCAACAUGUCUGAGGCAUACUUUGAUGAAUACGAGCACUACAACUUUGACCAUGGCAAACACAUCUUUUCGGGCCACAGCGGCAAGCAGCGCUCCAAGAAGGAGGCCAGCGAGCACACCAACCACUUUGACCCGUCGGGCCACUCGAGGAAAAUUUUAACCAAACUCAUGAACACCAACAACAACAAAAAGAUUUUGAAAAACUGAUACACCAGGUGUACAAAGAAAGAGACGUUAGCACAUCGAGUGACUUGAGAGUGUGAGAAAGGAA